AUGAAAUAUCUAUUUUUCGCAGCAUCGAUGGGACUUGUGCUGGCGCAAAACCCUGAUAUCAUUCCUGAAUGUGCACGACCGUGCAUAGAACGCGCAACGGCCUCCAGCUCUAGCUGCGAAAUUGGCGGUUAUUAUUGUGCUUGCGCGAACCUCGGACCAAUACAAGCGGCGGCAACAUCAUGCGUCGUUACUAACUGUGGGACUGGCAUCGCCCUGUCCGAUGUCGUUCCAGCAAUCCAAUCUCUGUGCCAAAGCAUCGGAUCCGGGCCCUCAACUUCAAUCUCAGGAGGAAAUGGCCCCCCCAAGACAACUAACGAUGGUGGGGUUUCCACACCAUUACCAACAGGAAACAAAAGUAGUGGAACAGUCCAACUUCGAUGCACAGGUUUGUUAGGGAUGGUUGGGUUGAUGAUUCUAGCCCUCUGUGGCUAG
This is a messenger RNA of Orbilia oligospora ATCC 24927, 432 nucleotides long. RefSeq lists its product as uncharacterized. The record is from RefSeq and is a predicted model, not a curated record. The transcript is spliced from 2 exons. Lineage: Eukaryota; Fungi; Ascomycota; Orbiliomycetes; Orbiliales; Orbiliaceae. The coding region runs from base 1 to 432 and encodes 143 amino acids.